Molecule: messenger RNA, 1792 nt
Organism: Myxocyprinus asiaticus (Chinese sucker)
Lineage: Eukaryota; Metazoa; Chordata; Actinopteri; Cypriniformes; Catostomidae
Gene: smyd5
Product: SMYD family member 5
Exons: 13
Coding region: 116-1363 (415 amino acids)
Molecular function (GO): histone H4K20 methyltransferase activity; protein binding
Source: RefSeq, a predicted model, not a curated record
CAGCGAUACUUUUUCUCAAAUAAAUCCGUAUAUGUGAUGUUCAAUGUCGUCAAUUUAUAAAAUGCACGCCAUUGGUCAGUCCUGGGGUUCAGAGGUUGAUAUGUAAAUAUACAACAUGGCGGCCCCCAUAGACGACAUGUUUUCUCGCUGCGUGGACCCUGGCAAAAUUAGUAAUUGCGUAGAGGUCCGAUUUAUCGACAAUGUCAAGGGAAAAGGAUUAUUCGCCAAAAGACCUUUCAAAAAGGGUGAUACUAUUUUUACUGAGCAACCUCUAGUCUCAUCACAGUUCUUGUGGAAUGCCUUGUACAAAUACAGAGCAUGUGAAUACUGUCUCCAUGCUCUGGAGACAGCAGAGGAGAAUGCCAGGAGGUUGAGUGGUCUGCCAGGUCUGAGUCUGCCCCAUCCUGAGCUGUGUAAAGUGCGACCUGACCGACACCAGGCCUGUCCACAGUGUCCGGUGAUGUAUUGUAGUGCUGAGUGCCGGCAAGCUGCUUGGGAGCAGUACCACAAGGUCCUGUGUCUCGGCCCCUCCCACGAUGACCCAGAUCAUCCAAUCAAUAAGCUGCAGGAUGCAUGGAGGAGUGUGCACUAUCCUCCAGAAACCUCCAGUAUCAUGCUAAUGGCUAGGAUGGUGGCCACCAUCAAGCAGGCUCAAGACAAGGGACGCUGGCAGAGGCUGUUCUCUAACUUUUGUAGUUGUACAGCAAAUGAAGAGGAGGAGAUAGUUCAUAAAUUGUUGGGAGAGAAGUUUCAGGGACAGCUGGCCUUGCUGCGUAAUCUAUUUACCACAGCUCUGCAAGAUGAUCAUCUGAGUCAGUGGUUCACUCCAGAGGGAUUUCGCUCUCUCUUUUCACUUAUUGGGACCAACGGUCAGGGUAUUGGUACCAGUUCACUCAGUCAGUGGGUUCAUGCAUGUGAUGCACUGGAGCUUUCCGGCCAGCAGAGGGAGCAUCUGGAUGCUUUUAUUGACCAGCUGUACAAGGACAUUGACAAAGAAACCGGUGAUUUCCUCAACUGCGAGGGCUCUGGUCUUUUCCUGCUUCAAAGCUCAUGUAACCACAGCUGCGUUCCCAAUGCCGAGGCCUCAUUCCCUGACAACAACAACCUCCUGCACCUCAGCGCCCUCAGUGACAUCAGCCCUGGAGAGGAAAUUUGCAUCAGCUACCUGGACUGCUGCCAGCGAGACAGGAGUCGUCAUAGCCGGCACAAGAUCUUGAGGGAAAAUUAUUUAUUCAUCUGUUCCUGUCAGAAGUGCAUGUCCCAGAUGAAUGAUGCAGAUAUGACAUCAGAGGAUGAAGAGGAAGUGGAAGGAGAGGGCGAGACAGAGGGAGACGAUAUGGAGGAUGAAAUGACAGAUGUGUGAUUCUGUUCGGCUUUUCUUGACCCACUCAACCCGUCACCUGUUUAUAUGUGGACAUUUCCAACACCUUGAUCCAGUUGUCACAAUAUCUACAGCAGUAUAAAGAAAACAAAACUCACAGUAGCAGUGCAGUUGUUCGGCUGUCAUAACCUUAAUAUCAAAGCCUAUGCAAAAUAGAAGCGCAGUAUAUUUUUAUCAUGUGCUUUCUUGUCAUGAAUUUCUACCAUUUCUGUGACAUUUGGUUUCUUAUUCUCUCAUACAAUGUACGUUUUAUGAUGUUUAUAGAGUUGCCCAUUGUCUGGUUACAUGUACAACUUUUAAACUAGAGGAAAAUCACUAUUGGUUUAAACUGAUGGAAAGGUUGUUUUUGAAAUCAUGAUGUGGUUGUUAAAAGAAUAUUCUGUGAUCAAUACAAGUUAAGCUCAAUUGACA